AGCUGGGCUCAGGGAGGAGGAAAGGACAAAAACAAACCUUAGAUCACAGAACAACAAACAAAGGUGUGAGGAGAGCUGGCAGAAAACUGAGUCACUGGCCAAAGGUGCUGAGAGGAACAGGCGGUGCCUCAAAAUGGAUGUCAGAAGGCUGGAAAUCCCUGCUGAUCUUGCAGCCCAGCUCCACUUGGCUGAAGGUCACCACCAUGCUCGGACAAACAAGGUCACAGAGGUUUCCCCUCCAGAGGUCAAAGCCAAGGUUGAUCUUUCCCUGCCUCCUGAUAUCAACAGUUUUCCCUUCUCUACUUUCAUCAGGUCCCAUUUCCAGGAAAUGGGUUUGCCUGACCUUGGACAACCUCUGAAACAACCUUUGACCCGACUGGAUGGUGAGCAGAGGCAAACUGCUCUGCAGCUCAACAAAGUGAUCCUACGCUUCAUUGGUGAUAAAGGCCUGGAGGCAUGGCAAGAAGAAGUACUAGGCAAUUACAUAGCAAGCCGAGGGCUGGCCAGUCCUUCCCUGCGGGAUGAGCUUCUGAGCCAGGUGGUCUCUCAGGUGUGGAAGAAUAUGGACUUAGAACAGUGCCAACGAGGAUGGGCGCUGAUGGCCACCCUCCUGGGGACCUUUGCCCCUUCUCCAGCUCUGGAGAAGCCUCUACUGAAGUUUGUGUCAGACCAUGGCCUGGAGAGCUAUAAUGGCAUCUGCCAGCGGAAACUCCUGAUGUCCAUGCAGCAGAUGGAAAAAGAUCCAGAAGUGUCCCGAAGUUUCCCUCCCACCCAGCUGGAGUGGACCACCAACCAGAGGAAAGGCAAGAUGGUGCUGGAUGUCUAUACCUAUAAAGAGGAGAUGCUUUCAGCUGAAGUGGACUCAUGGACAACAGGAGAGCAAUAUGCUGGUUGGGCCCUGAGUUCAAGAGGCCUGGAUAUGGUCCCUCGGGGCUGGACUGUGUCUAUGUUUGCGGGCCAAGAAUGGCAGGACUUAGCAGGCUGUGAUUUUGUGCUGGAUCUCAUUGGAGAACUAGAGGAAAACAAUGGACCCUCUGAAUCCUCCCCUGGUUAUCCCAUAACCCCUGAACAGGAAGAACACUACGCCCGGCAGAACUUUCCAAAUAGGACACACUUGAACAUCCCUCCUGCACCAGAUAUUCGGGCUCCUCCCUUCCCACCUCCAUCACUGCCUCCAGAUUUUGACAGUAUUGCCUAUCCAGAGCCAGGCAGCAGAAAUAGCCCAAGAGGAGUGGAUCAUUAUGUGGAUGGCCUCUUUAGUCCACUGCUGGAUCAUGCAGCCAGGAAUUAUUCAUCGGAUCUCGACAGUGAGGGAAGUCUGACUGGACGCAUGAAAGGAGGUGGGAAAAUUGGGCCCGGUCAGCAAGGUAUUUUUCCAGGCUACUCAGGAAUGAUGACCAUGCCAGCAUACCAGCCUAUGCCCGCCAUGGGAGGAAUGAUGCCCGGACUAGGUGGAAUGGGGACAAUGCCAGCUAUGAUGAUGCCCCAGGCUCAGCCUGUAAUGCCAUCGGUGGAUCCCAACCAAGUGGCAGCACAGCAACAAGCCUUCAUCAACCAGCAGGCAUUGCUUCUGGCUCAGCAGAUGACUCUUCAAGCCAUGACACUUUCUCAGCAGCAGCAAGGGCAACAACACCGGCAAAGGGAGAGGUCUCCUGAAUUCCCAAGAGCAAGGCGAUCACCCUCAAGAAGGUGGUCACCAGAACCUUCAAGGCCAUGGCGAGGGUCUCCACCAAGGUCACCUGAAUUUUCAAGGCCAAGGAGAACAUCAACAAAGAGAAGGUCACCUGAACGUUCAAGGGCCAGGCGGGCAUCACCACAAGAUGAAUCACCUGAAUAUUCAAGGCAAAGACAAGAUUCUCCUCCACCACCUCAGUCUUCUCUAGCUGCUAAACCCAAACACGUUAAUAGUAGCCAAAAGAAAGUAUCUACUAUUCACCAGUCAGAAUCUCCUCCUGGGGCUCCAGAGGUGAUCCACAUCUACCAAGAAAAGGAGGACCCAGGCAUCAAAGCAGGCACCCUUUCAAAAGAAACUAUCCGGAAAAAAAUUGAUUACUUCCAAAAAAUUGGGCAACAACCAAGUCCUAUGAAGUCAAUAAUUCCCCCAUCGAAGACCUGGAAUCCUCCAAAUAAACUACAACCAGAGGAUCAGCAGAAGCUUCAAAAUGCAGGUAUGAAAGAAAAUAACCAAGCCCAACCCACUCAGCUGGCACCAGAACCAAGCCAGGAGAUAAAGAACAUUGUUAAAACACACCAGAAUCGUCCAGUCCCACCACCCAUACCCGCCAAGCCUCCCAGAAAUAUUUCUAAACCUUUUGUGAAAAAACAUGACCCAAAGGAGGAAGCCCUGGCAAAGCUGGGGAUCGCAGGAUUGGAUUCUUCUCCGCAAUCCCCUACAUCACCAGAGAGGAGCUCGCCACCUCCACCACCGCCUGCUAAGUUGUCUCAUUCCAUCAGAGAAAAACAGCUGCCCCUCAUGAACCUCUUUGCUCGGCCACCCCCUGCCUCUCCCGCUGCUGCCUCGGUGCUUCCCCCUCCUCCUCCUGAAGCAUCACCCCCUCUGCCUCCACCCCCUCUCCCUACAGAUUAUACCAUAGAGGAAACGGGUGCUAAAGGCUCAGCUCGAACAAUGAAGGAAGAUACCAAUAUCAAAACCCAACUUAUUAAUCUCUCUGCUAGUGUCAGCUUCUCCUAUGCUAAUUCUAGUUGGAAAAUCUUCCUACGCAAAGAGGUUUUUUACCCCAAGGAAAACUUCAGCCACCCUUAUUGCUUGAAUCUAUUGUGUGAUCAGAUCAUCACAGACACUUACUCAGAGUCUUGCAUUCGGAUCUCCAGAGAAGAGAGGCGCAAGAUGAAAGACCUCUUAGCAAUCUUCAAAGUGGGUAUGGAUGCCAGUUCAAUUCCAGAAGAUGGGAUAAAGAAGAGGAUUGUGGUGGCUGCACGAGAUAACUGGACCAACUAUUUCUCUCGCCUUUUCCCAGUUAAGGGAGAUAGUGGGAGUGAUGUCCAGAUUUUGGGUGUUUCUCAUCGAGGGUUGCAGCUGUUGAAGAGAGCAAAAGAAGUCAGCUUCAGCCCUGAAUAUCUGAAGCUCCUUUGCAGCUACAGUUAUGCAGAUGUGCUAUCUUUAGAGCUGAUGGGGCAGAACAUCCUUCAGUUCUCUCUGAAGAAUGAGCAACUCGUACUGCAUUCUCCAAAGGCCUGUCAGAUUAAAGCCAUGGUGGAACUCUUCCUGAAUGAACUGAAGCAGGAUUCCAAGUACGUCAUUGCUUUGCGAAGCUACACAACUGACAACAAAAGUCUCUUGAACUUCAAGAAAGGGGACUUAAUCCGGAUAGUGCCCAUGGAGGGCCUGGAACCAGGCUGGCAGUUUGGUUCUGUUGGUGGUCGCUCUGGCCUUUUCCCUUCCAGCAUGGUGCAACUUGCGGCACCACCAGAUUAUCUCAGUCUUCAUGUUAAUCGAGAGGAAGAGGGCAGGAAGAGCCUAAGGAGAGGCACACAGGAAAAAAUCAUUACUAAGGAGAACUCUACAACUUAUGUACCAUUGGAAGUCGGUAGCACUAGUACAGCUCCUGAAACCUGCCACUACACAAUGAUGGAGUUCGCUGCAGCCCAUUUCCGGGGAGCCCAGCCAAAGUUGGGUUGGCAAGAGAUGAGUGCAGAACUGGAGGACCCAGCUCUCUUGGUUCAGCAUACUAAGGUACCAAUUCAGGAAUCACUCCUGUUCUACUCUAAUAGCAAGAUGAAUGACCUGGCAACAAAAGCUUUUAUGACUCUAAUGAGGUUCAUGGGGGAUGCGCCUGGCAUCAAAAAGCAAAAGGAAGUUGAUUACAUCAAUGAAAUCCUCCAGCUCUGCAAAGAGAAGGAGAAUUUGCGUGAUGAGAUUUAUUGCCAGGUCAUCAAGCAAGUUACCCAAAACCCUGAACACGACAGAAGCCAUCGUGGGUGGCAGCUCCUGAGCCUCUUGACUGGCUACUUCCUCCCUUCCAGUAUUUUGCUACCAUAUGUCACCAAAUAUUUUCAGCAGGCCAGCUUUGACAGCUCCAGCCCCUUCAUAGAAAUAGCCCGAAUUUGCCAGAGCAACCUUCGAAAAAUGGUUUUGAAUGGAGGCCGAAGACGCUUGCCGUUCCAUGGAGAGAUGGAAGCUUUUUUGAAGGGACGAAGCUCACGCCGGAUAGUGAUCAGGCUACCUGGAGGCCAGGGGUAUCCAACAAAACUUAAAACUUUCACGAUUGCUGCAGAUAUAAUGAAGGAAAUCAGUGAGCAUCUGGGGAUUGCUGACCAAGAGGAGAUUCAGGAAUUUGCCAUCUUUGCCAGCCGAGGACAUGGCAAGGUGUUACGACCCUUGCGCCAGAAGGAGUAUCUCCAUGACUAUUUGCUGGAGGACAGUUUUGUGGAGCUGAGUUUCUCCAGGAUUACUUGGAAGAUACCACUGCACUUUGAGAACGAGAAUUAUAUCAACUUUCAUUACAACCAGGUGUUGCAGAGUUAUACAACAGGGAAACUACUGUUGCAGUGCAGUGGUGAACUAGAGCAACAAGUGGUUACCUUAGCUCUGCUUCAGCAUUGGGCCAAAGGAACUGGAUCACUCCCUUCCACAGAAGAGUUAAGAAGCUGCAUUCCUGAUCCUAUGGUACAUCUCAUCAACCUAGAAAUCAUUCAUGACUUUGUCACCCAUCAUCUGGAACAAAGGCAGCCACUUGAACAACAUGAGGCAAAAAUACAAUUCAUUGAACAUAUGGUCCAAAUCCCACUGUUUGGUUACAAUGUUUACUUUGUGGAGAGGAUCAGUAUCCCUGGGCUGGUCAAGCCCUGCUUUAUAGGCGUGAACCAGGAACAAAUCAUCAUAGUGGAUGGGAAGCUCCAGAACCUUUACUGCCGAAUUCCACUGAAGGAGAUACAGAGAAUGAGGACCAUGACCCCCCUGGAUGAAUCUGGAACUCCUGGCCUGGAAGUGAACUAUGGCUCACCAGAUGAUCCUAAAACUAUCUGGUUUGAAUUGAAACAGGCUAAAUUAUUGUACCACACAAUUGCCAUCAUUGCAGAAGAAGCCACAGACUCCCAGGUUUAGAAGACGACAACAUUUUUUCUCCACUUCCAAAAGCAUGUCCAUAUUUCUCUGGUAUGUCUAAUGGCCAUAUGAAGUCUUACCAAGCAGUCUUAAUUUAUGGAACUCUUUUUCUUCAACCUCUACAUCGCAACGAUCCACCCUAGUUCUUACUCUUCUGACUAAGGAUUAAAUGUAUGAUGUGAAUUGGGGUAAUGCUACCUUUUCCCAUUAAGAGAGAAGAUUCCAGUUGCUCCUUGAACAACUGCUUAUAGAUGUGCAGGAAUGGGAUAGACAAGGCAUAAAACAGUCCUACACUGGGCAGCAAGGCAUAUCUUGGGCUUACUUCAACAUGCUUGCUCUUGCAUUUAAAGUCUGAACAGCUUAAAUGGGAAAAAACCAAUGUUGAAUAUAUUUAUUUUUGUGCACUCAUCAUUAAGCAGCUGAAAAACAACUGUCUGACUCUCAGAGAAGACCUUGCCCUUCUCAGUGGUAGUAACUGUUAUCUGGAAUGCAAUACUAAGAAAUGCCAGACUAGCCCCAUCAUAUUUACUUUUAAUUGUUUGGCAAUUGUGUAUAUUCUUUCAAGGCGCAUCUAAAGUGUAGAAUUAAUAAAGUUGGCGAGUUAUAGUUUUACAAAUCUUUAGCCUUCUGUGUCAAAGACUGCCUCAGUGCCUCAUUAAAUUACAGAUCCCAGGAUUCCAUAGCAUGAAGCUAUGAAAGUUAAAAUGGGGUCAAACUGCAAUUAUUCUUCAAUACAGAUGCACCAAUAGUUGUCCCUGAAAGGGGCUGAUGGUUGAUUUAAGGCACUCAGCCUUUCUCUCCUCUGUUCUUAUUUAUUUCAUUCAAUUUUAUACUGUUGGUAGUUUUGCUGUUGUUACUAUCUUCUGCUUCUCCUUUUCGGAUUGUCAUAUGUUCUAAUUUGCUUAGAAGAAAGGAAUUAAAGAAUUUUUAAAAGAAAAUA
Anolis carolinensis (green anole) is the source of this 6005-nucleotide messenger RNA. RefSeq names its product unconventional myosin-XVB. The coding region runs from base 134 to 5065 and encodes 1643 amino acids. The record is from RefSeq and is a predicted model, not a curated record. The transcript has 43 exons. Gene Ontology annotation, cellular component: cytoskeleton. Gene Ontology annotation, molecular function: protein binding. NCBI's taxonomy places the organism in Eukaryota, Metazoa, Chordata, Lepidosauria, Squamata, Anolidae.